CAUGGUCCACAGUUAAGGUAAACAGAUCUGUGAUGACAUUUUCUGAGCAGAAUACCAAUGCUGCUACAUUUCUUCCCAGAGGUUUCUGACUCUUCUUAUAUGCGGAUAAAAUUCCUCUCCAAGAAGGUUUUGUUCACAGGAAAGAAAUAGCAUCUUUGUAAGAGUCUUCCUGAAAGAAAUGGCCUCAGAUAUUCCUGGCUCGGUGGCCUUGCCAGUGGCUCCCAUGGCGAGUGGACAAGUGAGGAUGGCAGGAUCCAUGCCUUCCAGAGGAGGAAAGCGUCGCUCUGGAAUGGACUUUGAUGAUGAAGAUGGGGAAGGGCCCAGCAAAUUUUCAAGGUAUGAUGGUGAUCAAAUCACUGGUGAUAAGGAAAAGUUUGCAAGGGAGAAUCACAGUGAGAUUGAGAGGCGCAGGAGGAACAAGAUGACCCAGUACAUCACGGAGCUAUCGGACAUGGUGCCCACGUGCAGCGCCCUGGCUCGCAAGCCCGACAAGCUGACCAUCCUUCGCAUGGCUGUUUCCCACAUGAAAUCCAUGAGGGGCACUGGAAACAAAUCUACUGAUGGAGCUUACAAGCCUUCCUUUCUUACAGAGCAGGAACUGAAACACCUUAUCCUGGAGGCUGCAGAUGGGUUCCUGUUUGUGGUUGCAGCUGAGACGGGCAGAGUGAUCUACGUGUCGGACUCGGUGACUCCCGUGCUGAACCAGCCGCAGUCGGAGUGGUUUGGCAGCACUUUGUACGAGCAGGUUCACCCAGAUGAUGUGGAAAAGCUGCGGGAGCAACUGUGUACAUCUGAAAACUCCAUGACAGGACGAAUCCUGGACUUGAAGACAGGGACAGUAAAGAAGGAAGGCCAGCAGUCCUCCAUGAGAAUGUGCAUGGGAUCCAGGCGCUCAUUCAUCUGCAGGAUGAGGUGUGGAAAUGCUCCUCUGGAUCAUUUACCUCUGAACAGAAUAACCACCAUGAGGAAAAGAUACAGGAAUGGCCUGGGUCCAGUGAAAGAAGGUGAAGCACAAUAUGCUGUUGUCCAUUGCACUGGCUAUAUCAAGGCUUGGCCACCAGCAGGAAUGACCAUACCAGAAGAAGAUGCUGAUGUGGGACAAGGUAGUAAAUACUGCCUCGUGGCAAUAGGAAGGCUUCAGGUGACCAGCUCUCCUGUGUGCAUGGACAUGAACGGCAUGUCGGUCCCCACGGAGUUCCUGUCCCGGCACAACUCCGAUGGAGUCAUCACCUUUGUGGACCCAAGGUGCAUCAGUGUCAUUGGCUACCAGCCCCAGGAUCUUCUGGGGAAAGAUAUUUUAGAAUUCUGCCAUCCUGAAGACCAAAGCCAUUUGAGAGAGAGCUUCCAACAGGUGGUGAAGCUGAAGGGUCAGGUCCUGUCUGUGAUGUAUCGGUUCCGCACCAAGAACCGGGAGUGGAUGCUGAUCAGAACCAGCAGCUUCACGUUUCAGAACCCUUACUCUGACGAGAUUGAAUACAUCAUCUGCACCAACACUAAUGUCAAACAACUUCAGCAACAGCAAGCAGAACUCGAAGUACAUCAAAGAGAUGGGCUGUCAUCCUAUGACUUAUCUCAGGUGCCUGUUCCAAGUAUACCAGCUAAUGUUCAUGAGGGUGGAAAGUCUGUGGAAAAGCCUGAUGCUAUCUUCUCCCAAGAGAGAGAUCCUAGAUUUGCUGAGAUGUUUGCUGGAAUAACUGCUUCAGAUAAAAAAAUGAUGGCCUCUGCAUCCACAGCAGGGAACCCGCAGCUUUACUCCCAGGGAAGCCCAUUUCAGCCAGGACACUCGGGAAAGACUUUCAGUUCAUCUGUGGUGCACGUGCCUGGUGUCAACGACAUCCAGUCCUCCUCCUCAACGGGGCAGAACCUGACUCAGAUAUCGCGGCAGCUCAACCAGGGCCAGGUGGCCUGGACGGGAAACCGCCCUCCAUUUCCAGGACAGCAAAUUCCAUCUCAGUCUGGCAAGGCUCAGUCAUCUCCCUUUGGCAUUGGAACAAGCCACACCUACCCAGCUGACCCAUCAUCGUACAGCCCCCUGUCCAGCCCAGCCACCUCUUCUCCAAGUGGGAAUGCCUACUCCAGCUUAGCAAACCGAGGGGCAGGCUUUGCUGAAGGCGGCCAGAGCAGCGGGCAGUUCCAGGGCAGACCAUCCGAGGUGUGGUCGCAGUGGCAGAGCCAGCACCACAACCAGCAGAGCAGCGAGCAGCACUCCCACCCACAGCCCAACCAGACCGAGGUGUUCCAGGACAUGCUGCCGAUGCCUGGGGAUCCCACACAGGGUACUGGCAAUUACAACAUUGAAGAUUUUGCUGACCUGGGCAUGUUUCCGCCAUUUUCUGAGUAGCUUGCGAAGCAGAAAUGGAAGUUCUUCUUCUCCAAGGCCAUUUCAGUGUAAUUUUGGCGCUGCUUUUUCUGUGUUGCAUUUCUGUAGAAGCUACUAAACCAGAAGACACAUUUCUCACGUUUCAGAUAGUGGUGUAGGGCUUGCUCUCUCCUCCUUGGGGUGCACCAGUGCCAACAGAGGAGCUCCAGCACUUGUUAGUGUUCAUUGACAGCUCCAUUUUUUUUUUUUUUAAUUUUAUUGUCAUCUACCUCAGAGAUAAAAAAUUUUGCUUGUUUUUUAAAAAAAAAAUCUCUGAGUCUCUAAUAUUUGAAUGUGAAUGAUGCAUAAUAUUUCCUUUGAAUGGUAAUUUUUCAAUAGAUAACAAAGUAACAAAGACUAACAGAGAAAAGGUAAGGUCAUGUCUCGUUACAGUGCCUACUGCUCGAUUUCGAUGCCUUGCUUUAAGCUUAAGUUUCUGGAAGCAGACACAAUAUUCUGUUUUCUUUGGUUCUUGUAGGUUUUAGGUCACUUUAAAUGUUGAGAUUAAGCAACAUAACGUAGGCCUCUCUCACCAGAAGAUUCAGCUCUGCCUUUUCUAACUUAAACUUGAAUGUGUGUACAUUUUGGUACUUUAUGUAUAUCUUGUGCUGUAUGAAGUGAUUUCCUGUACUGGUUUCUUUUGCCUUUACAAAGGGUCCAUUCUGGAGUGUACUGGAAAGGUUGAUGAUGUAUGUGAAGGGUUUGAAUAUCGUGGGAGUCUCCAUCACUUCACAUAGGUGUUCUUACUUUUAAUUCAGGUGGUUCUCUAUUCAGAACAAACAUUUACUUACAUAAGCUAUUAGUCUGGUUUUGCACUGAAUUGAGGCCUAUAACCUUGUACAUUUCUCACUGGCUGCUUUAAUUAUUAUUGUUCUUGCUUUCCCAAAAAUAUUGCCUCUUAAAAGAUGACUGUAAACACA
Molecule: messenger RNA, 3279 nt
Organism: Melozone crissalis (California towhee)
Lineage: Eukaryota; Metazoa; Chordata; Aves; Passeriformes; Passerellidae
Gene: ARNT2
Product: aryl hydrocarbon receptor nuclear translocator 2
Exons: 20
Coding region: 179-2341 (720 amino acids)
Biological process (GO): regulation of transcription by RNA polymerase II
Cellular component (GO): aryl hydrocarbon receptor complex; cytoplasm; nucleus
Molecular function (GO): protein dimerization activity; DNA-binding transcription factor activity, RNA polymerase II-specific; RNA polymerase II cis-regulatory region sequence-specific DNA binding
Source: RefSeq, a predicted model, not a curated record